This is a messenger RNA of Solanum verrucosum, 980 nucleotides long. RefSeq lists its product as uncharacterized. The transcript has a single exon. Gene Ontology annotation, molecular function: uroporphyrinogen-III synthase activity. Gene Ontology annotation, biological process: tetrapyrrole biosynthetic process. The record is from RefSeq and is a predicted model, not a curated record. NCBI's taxonomy places the organism in Eukaryota, Viridiplantae, Streptophyta, Magnoliopsida, Solanales, Solanaceae. Bases 31 to 969 code for a protein of 312 amino acids.
UGAUAAGCCAAUGAUAGUUGUUCUAAAAAUAUGCAGCAUCCUCCGCUAUUUCCUUCUCCAGUUCCCAGCCCUGAAAACAGUAGAAGAAACUGUGUCAUAGCUUUCACCACUCCUCAAAACUACGCACCAAGAUUGUCUGAGCUUAUACAUCUCAAAGGAUGGACACCCCUUUGGUGUCCUACCGUCAUUGUUGAAUCUACACAACAAACAAUCUCUUCCAUUCAUCACUACCUCAAUCCACAAGCUGGUAUCGAUGAACCCAAUUCGUUUCUUGAAGAAUUUUCAGCUCUAGCAUUCACUUCAAAAACUGGGAUUACUGCUUUUUCACAAGCUUUAUCUAUUAACCCCACACCCCCAUUAACCCCAAAUGGAGAAAUUCUCACAAUUGCUGCUUUGGGUAAUGAUGCUGAGCUUCUGGAUCGAGAAUUCAUUCGAAAAAUGUGUGAAAACCCUGAAAGAAUUCGAGUUUUGGUUCCUUCAAUUGCAACCCCAUCUGGGUUAGUGGAGGCAUUAGGUUUAGGCCAAGGGAGAAAAGUGUUGUGCCCUGUUCCGUUAGUGAUUGGGUUGAAUGAACCACCUGUUGUGCCGAAAUUCCUUGAGGAUUUAUCGAAAAGGGGAUGGAUUCCAGUGAGAUUAGACGCGUAUGAGACGCGAUGGGCAGGGGCGAAAUGCGCGGAGGAUGUGGUGAUAAAGAGUGAAGAGGAGUGUGGAUUUGAUGCAAUUGUGUUUACUAGUACUGGAGAAGUGGAGGGUUUGUUGAAGAGUUUGGAGGAAUUUGGAUUGGAUUGGUCAAUGGUGAGGAGGAGAUGUCCAAGAAUGGUGGCAGCAGCUCAUGGCCCUGUUACAGCUGCUGGUGCUGAGAGUUUGGGUGUUGGCAUUGAUGUGGUGAGUUCCAAUUUUGGUAGCUUUAAUGGUGUUGUUGAUGCACUAGCUCAUAAAUGGAAAUCAUUGGAAAAUCAAGAAUCUUGAAAUUUGGUUUU